AUGAUGUCCCUGUCCCUUACACAUGAAACAGCGGAAUUGUGGACAAUCUGUGAAAAGAUGGUCAAUCGAAUGGCACAGAGAACACAUACAAUUCUGAUUGUGGUGUGCAACAUGUUAAUACGCGUUGUCCAACUUUACAGUAUAUGGUAUGGACGGAAGUGUAAGCGGAACCCUGACCUUGACAAAUCUCGUAUCGCCCUCUAUUUCAGUCCCAAGAAACGCGGGAGUACUCCGGACGAAAGAAAACCAUAUAUCAUAGAAGCAUGCAAAUCUAUGAAUAUCUCUCUAAAGCAUGGGAAACACGGAACACUAAACACCAUAAAAGGCAAAUAUCUCCUAUACAAUCCAAAACAUAACUUUGUCUUCUGUAUGGUGCAGAAAGUAGGAUGCACAUUUUGGCGACGAGUGUUCCAUUUAAUGAACCACAACGAAACUUCGAAUCUGUAUUCUGUUGGUCAUGAAAAAGUACACUCCGAAUCUAUUCCAACCCUUGGGCGUUUCAACCUCAGUGAAGCGAGAAGUGUUUUACAAUCUUCAAAAUCAGCAUUAUUUACUCGAGACCCUUAUGAACGAAUGUUGUCUGGGUACUUAGACAAAUUAUUCACGAUAAAUACUCAUUACAUGACACACCUUGGGCGACCUAUCAUCAAAAUGCUACGGAGAAAUGAAAGUAAAAUCACAUGCGGUCAUGACGUAACAUUUACGGAAUUUGUGCAAUAUAUCGUAAAUAUGAAAAAGAUUGGUGCGGAACAAGAAAUCGACCAUCAUUUCACAUCUUUGUAUACCCAUUGUUUGCCAUGCGAUGUCAAAUACGACUUUGUGGGUAGAAUGGAGUCCUUCGAUGAAGAUUCUUCUUUUCUCUUCAGAAAAAUCGGCUUAUUUCCAAACAGAACAAUAUCAGUGGGAAAGAAUGAUUCCAUCAGUGAUGAUAUACAAUUUAAAUUUAGAGUAGCAUUUAAUGCUAGAAAUAAAUUUUCAAAGUGUAUGACGUUGGAGGAAAUGUAUGGUAGAGUCUGGACUACGCUCCAACUCAGAGGAAUGGUAAACCCGGAUGUUCAAAUGCCUUAUUUUCCAAAUGCUACUAUUGACAUGAUGCAGCAGGCGGCGGUCAGAGCUAGUGACCCGUCACGUGUGUCGGAGUUCAAACGCAGAGGAUUUAUCAAUAUGUACAAGACCUUGGACAGACGACUUUUGGAAGAAUUAAGAGAAUACGUUCUUCUAGAUUGCAAGAUCUUUGGAUACAACGAUAGGCCCGCUGAAAUAUUUUCAUGA
Messenger RNA from Ylistrum balloti, 1272 nucleotides. RefSeq names its product carbohydrate sulfotransferase 11-like. The record is from RefSeq and is a predicted model, not a curated record. The coding region runs from base 1 to 1272 and encodes 423 amino acids. Gene Ontology annotation, molecular function: sulfotransferase activity. Lineage: Eukaryota; Metazoa; Mollusca; Bivalvia; Pectinida; Pectinidae. Gene Ontology annotation, biological process: carbohydrate biosynthetic process. The transcript is spliced from 2 exons. Gene Ontology annotation, cellular component: membrane.